AUUAGCAUGUUAUCGCCUAGCGAGAAAAGAGAUAAGAUAAUACGAGCCACCGAUUUGGAUGCGCUCAGCUGUCGUUACAGCACCAAUAACAAGUCAUAUUUCCAACCGGCCGAUAACUACAUUAAUAAGAUAAUAGCCUCUUAUCAAAAUCAUUUACAGUUUUGCAAAGGGUACUCUCAAUUGUCAGCAGGGAGAACACUUAGAUCGGUCUUUAAUGAGCAGAAAUUGCCAUUGAUAAAUAGAGGAACUUAUUUGCGGACAAAAGUCAUCGAUUUAGUGGUGGAAGAGUUCAUCAAGGAAUUCAAACAAGUGCAAAUCAUUUCGUUGGGAGGAGGCUCCGACACGCGGUGCUUCAGAGUGUUUGAAAAGUACCAGGAGAAUAUCAAGUACAUUGAGUUUGAUUUCCCGGAAUCGGUUAAAAUAAAGAAAUUGGCAAUUGAAAAUGACGAAGAAUUGAAAAAAUUGAUUGGUGAUACCGCUGAAGCCAAAGAAAUUGGCACCAAAGAAGAGUUUGUUCAAUUGGAGAGCGAGUUGCAUACCGCCAAGUAUCAUUUGAUUGGAUUCGACUUGAGAGAGUUGGACCAGUUGAAUGAAGACUACAUCGAUAAAGAUACCCCAACCCUCAUCUUGAGUGAAUGUGUCCUUUGUUAUCUUACCCCCAAGGAAAAUGAAGACAUCAUGAGCUACUGGAAAAACAAACUUGAUAAAAGAUGCUAUUUAAUCUAUGAACCAAUGUCUUUAAAUGAUGCAUUUGGUGAAACCAUGACUCAAAAUUUAUCAAAUAGAGGUAUUGAUUUACAUACUUUCCAUAAGUAUCCAAACCUAACCACUAGACAUAGCUUCUUUCGCGAUACCAUCGGUCUCAACAACGUUAAGCUCACCGAUACUAGUGAUAUUGCCGGCUACUCUGGCAGUUUAUCUAAUAAAGAGUGGAUUAGUACCACUGAAUUGAACCGUAUCAACCGGUUAGAACUAAUCGAUGAACUAGAAGAGAUUAGACUCCUUUUCAAGCACUACUGCUUGUGUUACGGUGAACUGCACAACUUCCAUUUCAACGGCAUCAAUAAAUAUAAGUGGAUGAUUGAAUAGACCUUAUAUAGUCUGUAUAGCUCAAUAUACUGCAUACUCUGACUCAC
Messenger RNA from Hyphopichia burtonii NRRL Y-1933, 1136 nucleotides. RefSeq names its product leucine carboxy methyltransferase. The record is from RefSeq and is a predicted model, not a curated record. Gene Ontology annotation, molecular function: protein C-terminal leucine carboxyl O-methyltransferase activity. Lineage: Eukaryota; Fungi; Ascomycota; Pichiomycetes; Serinales; Debaryomycetaceae. Gene Ontology annotation, biological process: C-terminal protein methylation. The transcript has a single exon. Bases 7 to 1089 code for a protein of 360 amino acids.